Heterobilharzia americana is the source of this 2225-nucleotide messenger RNA. The record is from the annotation of a GenBank genome assembly. Lineage: Eukaryota; Metazoa; Platyhelminthes; Trematoda; Strigeidida; Schistosomatidae.
AUGGAAAGUUUUACGCAUAUAAUACCUCACAAGUUAUGCAAAACAAAUACAAUCUUAUGGUUGGGAAUUGAUUUAGGCUUGGAAGUUUUUUUUAUUACAUCUACUUUCAGGCGGACCAUUCAAACAUACUCGCAGAUAAUGUCAAAUAAGUUACUUUUCGGUAAAGCUCUGGCGUCUUAUGAUGAAGAAGAUAUUGAUGAGUUAUUAUCCAAGCUCACACCAGAAGAGUUGGAGCAGUUAAACGACGAUUUUGAUCCAGAUAAUUCUCUGCUACCACCUUCACAGCGAUGUCGCGACCAAACUACUAAGUCUCCUACUGGACCAUAUGAUCGGGAAAAGCUACUCAGGUAUCUUAUUGAGAAAGCCAAAGCUGAGAAAGACUGGGAGGAAGCUGUACCUUUUGAGAGAAAAAAAAGGGGCAAAAUAUUUACACCGAAGCAGACUUUAUCACAAAGUGCUCAGAAUGAAUUAUCCGAUAUGGGUUUCGAUGUAGAAUUUGAUGAGGAUGUUAAUAAGGCUCUUGAGAAUGCUACUGAAGAUGAACUGGUUGAUUUGGCUGCAGUUUUGGGCUUUACUGGGAUGCUGAAUCAAGUACAAUUUCAUGCUAGUUUAGAAGGUCGUAAAAUGGAAUUUGGUGGAUUUUCUGGUGUGGCUAAAGCUGAACGUCCAAAGAUUCUGCCAGAUGAACCACCUAAUACCACUGAUGUAGAAGAUAGUAUCAAAAAGCUGGAGGAGAACAAUUCAGAAUUAACAAAGUUGAAUCUGAAUAAUAUCAAGACAAUGAGUGCUGAAGUAGUCCAACGCCUGUGUACUGCUAUCACGAAAAAUACCAAGCUAACUGAAUUACAUAUGGCAGCUACACGUCUAACAAAUGCCAUGGUUGAACCAUUCUUCGAUAUGCUUCAAAAUAAUACAACAUUGAAAGUGUUGAAUUUGGAGUCGAACUUUUUAACCGGUGUUAUUCUUGUCCGUUUGUUGGAAUCAAUAGCGCAUGAGAAAAGUGGAAUAACCGACUUACACUUAGCUAAUCAACGCCAGUCUGUACUCGGUGUAAAAAUCGAACAAAACUUAACAGAAUUAAUUCUAGGCAAUCCACGUCUAGUACGUUUAGGCCUAGAUCUAGAAACAAGCGAUGCUCGUGUACGCACCAGGGAACAUGUCAAAAUGAAUUUGGAUCGUGUAUCUCGACAAGUCCGACGCAAUAAAAAUUAAAUUCGUAUACACAGGACUGAAUAUUGUAUUCAUUUUCGUUUUGAUUCGAAGGGAAAAUUUAUUUUUCUUCGCCUUAUAUAUAUAUCAUAUUGUUUGCAGUGAUUUUUUCCUAAUUUUCCUAAUUCAGAAUAAGCCGAUAUCUCAGUAAACCGCAGUGUCCGAGUAGACACUCUGUCUACUUCUUUCCUGUUUCUUUUACUGUCAGGCGGUUGGUGUUCUUGCUGGCGUUUUGUAUUACUAUACCACCACCAGUUCACCAUGCCUUUGUUAUCUACCCACUUGCAUGUAUUCAUCCGUGUCUACUUGCUUUCUUAGUAGUUAUACAUUAUGAUCCUCUGAGGAAUGUGAACCGAUAAUUUUGUUGAUCAAAUGUGUUCCAGUGUAAUUCUUGAACACCACUCCCUAGAUCAUUGUUAAAGAUGCGAUAAAAAGAUGCAUAUCUUUCCUCAUUUGCAUUCAUUAAUCCCGUUUCUCCUGUCUCCUUCCUACCUGCUGCCUUCAUGAAAGUAUAUGUUAGCCAUUUUCAUGUAUAGCACAAGUUCAUCACCUAUUACUUUGUGCUCAAAUAACUGUCUGCUUUGCAUACUUAGUAGUAAUUAACAUUUUGUUGUUGUUAUUAUUGCAUUUCUUUUCAUUUUGCCUUUUCAAAGGAGUAUUUUUCUUUCAAACUGAUGGUUGCAUAAACCUUAAUUGGCAAAAAGGAUUGAAAUCAUUUCCUGAUUGUCACUCCCUUCUCUUUUUCUUGUUAUCAUUAUACUAGUAGUGCUUUCCAAUAGAUUUUUUCGCCUAAGUUUUGUAAUAUUACUUACAAUUAAAUUAGUCAUUCAAGGUUAUAUAAUCAUAUAAUAAAGUUGACUAUCAUUUGUAUUCACAAAAUGUUAUUUUUAAAAAUGUUAGUGAACUUUUAGAUGUAGUUUUUGCUUUUAAUUUAUGGUUUCUUUGUUACCUUGUAGAUAUCAGAAAUGGAAUAACGUAUUUCGUUCAACCUUGAACAUAUUCUUGCUCCCUUUGAA